GGGGUGGAGGACGUGGGGGAACGAGGGGUGACUUCCUUCCCAGCUCCUUCGGGCGUGUCCCCCUCGCGUUGUCUGCCCAACACCCCUCCCCUCAGGCCGCGCGGACCCGCUGGCCCACGAGGGGCGGUCGCCCCGGAGCCCCAGACAGUCAGUCGCCCGCGCCAUCAGGGUUGGGCUGGUGUCUGGGGACAGAAGGGCGGGCUCGUGGCGCUGGGGGCGGCCCGAGCCUGGGCCAGGCAGGGGCUGGGCCUUCGGCCUGGGUCCCAGGGGGCGGGGCCGCGGCGUGACCGGUCCGGGUCCCUCCCAGGCGGGAGAAGAUCAGGCGGUGCCCCAGGCGGCCGCAGAGCAAUGGACGGCAGCGGGCCCUUCAGCUGCCCCAUCUGCCUGGAGCCGCUGCGGGAGCCGGUGACGCUGCCCUGCGGCCACAACUUCUGUCUCGCCUGCCUGGGCGCGCUCUGGCCGCACCGCGGCGCGGGUGGCGCCGGUGGGUCUGGAGGCUCGGCCCGCUGCCCGCUGUGCCAGGAGCCCUUCCCCGACGGCCUGCAGCUCCGCAAGAACCACACUCUGUCCGAACUGCUGCAGCUCCGCCAGGGCUCGGGACCAGGGCCGGGGCCCGGCCCCGGCCCGGCCCCGGCCCUGGCCCCUGAGCCCGCGACGCCCAGUGCGCCACCCAGCGCCCCGGAGCCGUCGGCGCCCUGCGCGCCCGAACCGUGGCCGGCGGGUGAAGAGCCGGUGCGCUGCGACGCGUGCCCCGAGGGCGCCGCCCAGCCCGCCGCGCUUUCCUGCCUCUCCUGCCUGGCGUCCUUCUGCCCCGCGCACCUCGGCUCGCACGAGCGCAGCCCGGCGCUGCGGGGACACCGCCUUGUGCCGCCGCUGCGCCGACUGGAGGAGAGCCUGUGUCCGCGUCACCUGAGGCCACUUGAGCGCUACUGCCGCGCGGAGCGCCUGUGCCUGUGCGAGACCUGCGCCGCCCAGGAGCACCGGGGGCACGAGCUCGUGCCGCUGGAGCAGGAGCGCGCGCUCCAGGAGGCCGAACAGCCCAAAGUCCUGAGUGCCGUGGAGGACCACAUGGACGCGCUGGGCGCCAGCAUCGCACAGUCCCGGCGCACAGUGGCCCUCAUCAAGAGCGCAGCUGUGACAGAACGGGAGAGGGUGAGCCAGCUGUUUGCUGAGGCUGCAGCCAUACUGCAGGGGUUCCAGACAGAGGUGCUGGGCUUCAUCGACGAGGGGGAGGCCACCAUGCUCGGCCGCUCCCAGGGCGACCUGCGGCGGCAGGAGGGACAGCGCAGCAGGCUAAGCCAAGCCCGCCACAACCUUAGUCAGGUCCCUGAAGCUGACUCAGUCAACUUCCUGCAGGAGCUCCUGGCACUCAGGCUGGCGCUGGAGGAGGGGUGUGGCCCUGGGCCUGGUCCCCCGAGGGAGCUCAGCUUCACCAAGUCAUCCCAGGCUGUGCAGGCGGUGAGAGACGCCCUGAGAGCAGCCUGCGCCAGCCAGUGGGAGCGGCUGCGGGGCCCGGGAGGCGAUGAGGAUGAGCUGCAGAAGCUGGGCACAGAAGAAGCCGAGUCCCAAGACCCCGACAGUACCAACCACCUGGAGAGUGAGGCUCCCAGGGAUUACUUCCUCAAAUUUGCCUACAUCGUGGACCUGGACAGCGACACGGCAGACAAGUUCCUGCAGCUGUUUGGAACCAAAGGUGUAAAGAGGGUGCUGUGUCCCAUCAACUACCCCGAGUCACCCACCCGCUUCACCCACUGCGAGCAGGUGCUGGGCGAGGGCGCCCUGGACCGGGGCACCUACUACUGGGAGGUGGAGAUCAUUGAGGGCUGGGUCAGCGUGGGGGUCAUGGCCGAAGACUUCUCUCCACAAGAGCCCUACGACCGGGGCCGGCUCGGCCGCAAUGCCCACUCCUGCUGCCUGCAGUGGAAUGGUCGCAGCUUCUCCGUCUGGUUCCAUGGGCUGGAGGUGCACCUGCCCCACCCCUUCUCGCCCACAGUCGGGAUCUGCCUGGAAUACGCCGAUCGAGCCCUAGCCUUCUAUGCCGUGCGGGAAGGCAAGAUGAGCCUGCUGCGGAGGCUAAAGGCCUCCCGGGCCCGCCGGAGCAGCGCCCCGGCCUCUCCCAUUGACCCCUUCCAGAGCCGCCUGGACGUCCACUUUGCGGGGCUCUUCACGCGCAGGCUCAAGCCUGCCUUCUUCCUGGAAAGUGUGGACGCCCACCUGCAGAUCGGGCCCCUCAAGAAGUCCUGCAUAUCCGUGUUGAAGAGAAGGUGAUGCUGGGGGACGUGGGGCCUCCUACAGCUAUGGGCUUCUGGGGCACUGGCUCUGCCGUGACCCCCUCUGGCCCCAGGGAAGAUACCAGUCUUGGAGUCCCCACAUCCCCAGCCUUCUCAUUUCUAGAGGCCUUCACCUUCCGUAUACUUGGUCUUCCACCUCCUGGGGAGGCUUCAAGUGCCCCUCCUACCCUGUCCCAGGAGAGGGCCACAGCUGGGACAGAUCCAGGCUACCCCAGACCCUUUUUCCAGGUUCCUGGGACAGUGCUUGGCACAUAAUAGGUGUUCAAUAAACAUUUGUUGAAUGAA
This is a messenger RNA of Manis javanica (Malayan pangolin), 2576 nucleotides long. RefSeq names its product tripartite motif containing 47 (gene TRIM47). The record is from RefSeq and is a predicted model, not a curated record. Gene Ontology annotation, molecular function: zinc ion binding. Lineage: Eukaryota; Metazoa; Chordata; Mammalia; Pholidota; Manidae.